Messenger RNA from Spinacia oleracea (spinach), 1493 nucleotides. RefSeq names its product GDSL esterase/lipase At2g23540. The record is from RefSeq and is a predicted model, not a curated record. The transcript is spliced from 5 exons. Lineage: Eukaryota; Viridiplantae; Streptophyta; Magnoliopsida; Caryophyllales; Amaranthaceae. The coding region runs from base 187 to 1341 and encodes 384 amino acids. Gene Ontology annotation, molecular function: hydrolase activity, acting on ester bonds.
UUAGGGUCAAACCAAUUUUACCAAUUUCCUAAACUUUCUUCCUACCUUCACUUAUAUACACGUUAACAUCCUUAUUACCAUUUCUCUCGACCUCUGCUUAGUUUAUUCUCCAAACUGACGUAAACGAGAGAUAGCUUUAAAUUAACUCUUUCUUUUGAAAUUGAGUUUAAGCAAUUAAGCUCAAAAAUGGCAUUUUAUUGUAAUGCUAAUCAUCAUGGGGUUAAGUAUAAGUUAAUUAUUAAUACUACUUUAGUGGUCGUAUUGAGUUUGUUAAGUUCUCUUCCGAGAGGCGACGCAGCUGAUGAUAAUUUGCUAGGAGCUUCCUUUAUAUUUGGUGACUCUUUGGUUGAUGCAGGGAACAAUAACUACUUAAGCACUUUGUCAAAAGCUGAUUCGACUCCUAAUGGGAUUGAUUUUAAGGCUUCUGGAGGUAAACCUACCGGUCGAUUUACUAAUGGCAGAACCAUUGGCGAUAUUGUAGGAGAAGAAUUGGGAAUCCCAAAUUAUGCUACUCCCUUUUUGGCCCCAAAUGCUACCGGAAAAGCCAUACUAUAUGGAGUCAAUUAUGCAUCAGGAGGUGGCGGAAUCUUGAAUGCCACUGGAAGAAUAUUUGUAAACAGACUUGGAAUGGAUGUUCAAGUUGAUUACUUCAACAUCACAAGGAAACAAAUUGACAAGUUAUUAGGAGCAUCCAGUGCAAGAGAUUACAUACAGAAGAAAUCAAUAUUCUCAAUCACAGUUGGAUCAAAUGAUUUCCUCAACAAUUACUUACUUCCAAUUAUCUCAAUUGGUGCCAGAAUUACUCAAAAUGCUGAUUCUUUUACUGAUGACAUGAUCACUCAUCUCAGAAACCAACUCACAAGGUUAUACCAGUUGGAUGGUAGGAAGUUUGUGGUGGGAAAUGUUGGACCAAUUGGGUGCAUUCCUUAUCAGAAGACAAUUAAUCAGUUGAAUGAAAACGAGUGUGUGGAUUUGGCUGAUAAGUUAGCACGCCAAUAUAAUGCAAAAUUGAAGGAUCUUCUUACUCAGUUGGGAGAAAAUCUUCCUGGAUCCACCUUCGUUUAUGCAAAUGUAUAUGAUCUUGUCUUGGAACUUAUCACUAAUUACAAGAAAUAUGGGUUUAACACUGCAAGUAAAGCUUGUUGUGGAAAUGGAGGGCAAUACGCGGGGAUAAUUCCAUGUGGACCGAGCUCAAGCUUGUGUGAUGACCGCGACAAACAUGUGUUUUGGGAUCCAUAUCACCCUAGUGAGGCAGCUAAUGUAUUGUUAGCCAAGCAACUACUUGAUGGAGACACCAAGUAUAUCUCUCCUAUGAACCUUCGGCAACUUAGGAGCGCUUGAUUUUGAUUACUCCUAUGUGUUGUUAUGCACGUAUGUUUGUGUAUGUUAUUGUUUCUAGCUGAGUUUGUUUUUCCCCUAUUACGUAGCAAAUGUUUUGUAACUUUACGUUGAGAAAUUAGUAUACCUCAAAUGUAAUGUAUUUCCUUCUUUUA